AUGGGAACCAAGGAGGCUGGAAGGCCGCAUAUCCCAAGGAACCGAAAAGCCAGAUUCUACACAAGACGCCUCCGUGCCUCAACAAUCACAAAGCGCCCCCGCGUCUCAGCGGUCCAGGGGUUCAUGGCCUCCUCGCCCCCCAGGGAAGAAAAAGACUUCACCAAGCUAAACACUGAAAUCACCUCCAUCCUGGCAAUAAUGAAGACGGACCCAAAUUACCGCCCUCCACGACCGAUGAACCCCAACAGACCCCCGAGCUCCAAAUACUGUGACUACCACGAGGACACUGGGCACACGACCGAAAGGUGCUACCAACUCCGCAACCUGAUUGAAAACAAAAUACAGAGCGGCGAGCUAUCACACUUCACAUUACGCGAGGACCCCAACCAGCCUAACCCGGCUGGCACGGAUAGGAUCAUCGACGUCAUAUCAGGAGGCUUUGCCUCCAGGGGGUCAUCAAACAAUGCAAAGAAACUAUAUGCCAGGGAGGUGUGCAGAAUUGAUUCCAAACGCCCUAAACAAAACCCUUCACUGGUCAUUUCGUUCUCAGAUGAGGACUACCCGGAAGGGAUAAUCAGAACACACCAGGAUGCAAUGGUCAUUACAACAAAGAUUGGCACAAACACUGUCAAGAAAAUUCUGAUCGAUGAUGGCAGCUCGGUGGAUAUCCUAUACCACGGAGCAUUCUCCAGGAUGGAACUGGGCGACAAGAUACUCGAUAGAGCCAGAAAUGCUCCCCUGUACGGGUUCACGGGAAAUGAGGUCAGGGUCCUGGGAACAAUCGACCUCCCGGUCCUCUUUGGCUCUCCACCCGCCCAGCUAUGGCACGUGGUUAAAUUCCAUGUAAUCAAUGCAACAAACACUUACAAUGCAAUACUGGGGCGAACUACAACAACAGCGCUCCGAGCAAUAACGUCAAUUCUGCAUUUAAAAAUGAAAUUCCCCACCGAAUUUGGAGUAUGA
Molecule: messenger RNA, 963 nt
Organism: Daucus carota subsp. sativus
Lineage: Eukaryota; Viridiplantae; Streptophyta; Magnoliopsida; Apiales; Apiaceae
Exons: 1
Coding region: 1-963 (320 amino acids)
Source: RefSeq, a predicted model, not a curated record